Messenger RNA from Tuber aestivum (summer truffle), 2131 nucleotides. Lineage: Eukaryota; Fungi; Ascomycota; Pezizomycetes; Pezizales; Tuberaceae. The record is from the annotation of a GenBank genome assembly.
GUCCCUUGUCAACAUCUCGUCUCCGCCAACCCCCCCUAUCCCUCAACAAUGUCUGAAAGGUUGGGGCCCGACGUCGCAGCAACAAUUGCCAGCGCUGCUUUGGCGGUAGCUGCGGAAUCGAAAACACCCCCCGAAUCCGCCGUUUCCGUUUCUCAGAAGAGGAAGUCACCUCCUCCCGACACCCCCGAAAACACACGCAACCGAUCACUGGUGAUCCUGUCAUUCUGGGUUGUGGUCAUAACGGUGGGAUUGCCGUUAUGGUGGGUCACGACGGCGAUAUACCGUGCGCCGCUGCCGCUGAACGAGAUGCAGAGCUGGGCUGAUGGGAGAGUAGGUGUUUCUUGCUUGUUACCUUCGGCCUCCUGUUUUUUUCUUCUUUCUUUUUUCUUUCGUUUCCUGCUGACGGCUUCGAAGGCUUGCCGGGCGGAGUUUCCGUUACUUAUCGAUGUUGAAGCACCCACACUACCUGAUCCGGAGAAUCUAUUAAAGACGGUACAGCAUGCUCUUGACGACGCGAACGAUUUCUCUGCCCACCAUUUACGGCUACGGCUUUCUGCGAAUUCGUCCCAUGUUCACGAUGGGGGGGAGAGCGUUGCGGCGACUCUACGACUAUCUCAGGGUGCCGCGGGGUCUCCGCAUUCCUAUGUUUUGAGUCCUUCGUCCAGGAUCAUCGACUUGUUCUAUUCGCCAUCUUACAAUCCCACCAGUUUGUCGGCUUUCGUGGCUAGUGCACUCCAGGAGAUCUUUGCGGAGGAACAGCAGAUGAUUUCGUAUUUGCUGGCUUCGUCUGCCCCUGUGCCUUCGCCAUCGCCUUCUCCCGGGGGCGGAAACGGAGGGAAUGGAGUUAAAGUUGUCAGCAAAGUUAACACCGCCGAGAUCGCUAGGAAGAUGAGUCGGAUUGUCAAGUACUCGUCCAUGUACCACUUGACCUUUUCGCUGUUCACCGCUGCCGGAGCUCCAAGCAGCUGGGAGAUUGAAGAGGCGGUUUCCGAGUACCUGCAGCCGCUGCUCGAUGCUCUGGGUGGGAUCAGUGGGUUUACGGUGGACUCGCAGAUACAGUUCUAUGCCUCGUUGUCUUCUAGUGUUGUUCCGACUUGGGAGCCGCAUUCGGAGGAGGAGGGCGCCGGUGGGAGGUAUACCUUGAAGAAGGAGGACCUGAGCAGCUUUAUAAACAGUGCCGAAUGGCCAUUGGUUAGCAUUACGGGUUAUCCCACUAUAAACUUUAUCAUUUAUAUUCCGGCGGCCGAUCAAUCGCCGCUCAUCAUCCCCACAAGCUCAACCAACGCAUUCUUGUUACCACAAUGGGGUGGUGUUAUGAUUCACAAUCCGCCGGCCGAGUCUGAUGUUACACAUUUGACUAAGGAAGCACUCAAGCCGGCCUUGGAUAUUUUUGCGACACAGCUUCUUGCACUUCUCGGAGCCCCUACACAUCCUGCCUCGCUGCCUAUCCGCCUGGACUCCCUUACCCGUCAGCGCUCUGCCGAGCUGUUGGUUUCCGCUUCAUCUACCUUGGGAUCGCUGUACCGCCUAACUCUUGCCCUCCCAUCCAUCUCAAUCCCGUCAUCCGUGUCCACAUCUGUUUCAUCGACACUCUCCUCUCUCACCGCAGCUUGCCAGGAACUCCGCCGCGGCCGUUUCGGCGGCGCUCUGGAAGAAGGAAGGAAUGCCGAAGAACAGGCUGAGAAGGCCUUCUUUGAAAAAAGCAUGGUCGGCCAGGUAUACUUUCCCGAAGAACAUAAGGUGGCAGUGUACCUGCCAUUGAUGGGCCCAGUGGGAGCUCCGCUGGUCAUGGCUGCUCUGAAGGAGAUUUCGAGACUGGUCCGGGUCUGGAAGGCCAGCAAACUUGGGAAGUAAUUGGCUGCGCUAAAGGGGAAAUGGGUGAAUUUGCUGUGAACUAUGAUUUAUGGAGUUUCGGUUUUUCAUUAUUUCUUAUUCUUUUCUUCUUUUAAGACUCCUUGAUUGCGGUGCGCGCGGUAUCGUUUCUUGCUCUUGCCGGCGCGUUAUAUUUAUCUAGGGAAGGGCAUCAGUAGUGAAUCGGUAUCAUAGCGGGCAGGGUGGUCUAGGCUGCCGUAGGGUUUUUGUGUUCAACUCGACAGGUGUUAUCAUAGAAAUUGAAGAUCUAGACUACUGU